UUAUAAACGGAACUGUACCCAGAAAAGCACGACGCACUGACAGCGAUCGAGUUUGCAGUGGAGCGGGCCUUCAACAUUUUAACUGCGCAACAAAUAUUUCGGAGCGAGUAUAGGGCUGAAAUUGUGAAAAGACUCAACCAUGUCUAUGACCGUCAAAGCCUAUCUCCUUGGGAAGGAGGAUGCGCCGAAAGAAAUUCGUCGCAUUGCUGUGGACCAAGAUGUUUCAACGAGUUUUGAGUAUCUGAAAAAAAAGGUUGAGGAUGUUUUCUCAACCCUGCGAAAUGUCACCUAUCAAAUGUUUUACAAAGAUGAAGAUGGUGACAUGAUCGCCUUCUCCACUGAUGAUGAGCUCAUCAUGGGCCUCACCUGCAUCAAGGACUACACAUUCCGCCUCUUCAUCAAGGAGAAGAAGGAGCAUAGGCGUGAAUUCCCUGCUUUUGCCUUCCCUGGGGGUGUCCCCCCUUUCGCCUAUCCCCCUCCCCCUGGAACACCUCAUAUGGGACAUCCCCCACCUCACGGUUCCCACGGCCACCAUGGUCAUGGCCACCAUGGUCAUGGGCCCCCCAUGGUGCACCCCAAUGUGACCUGUGACGAAUGUGAGGGCUCUGUGGCGGGGACCCGCUUCAAGUGCACAGUGUGCCCUGACUAUGACCUGUGCUCCACAUGCCAAGCCAAGGGGCUACACAAGGAGCACGUCCUCCUGCCCAUCUGGCACCCCUUCAACAACGCAUUUGAGUGGUUCCCUCGUGGGAAGUGGAUGAGGAAGAUGAGGCACUGCACGUGGGCUCAGGCCCAAAACCAGGCCCAGCCUGGUCCCUCUGGGUCCCAGCCAGGCCAGGCAGCCCCAGGGGACAGACAGCCCUCUGAUGCCUCAUCUGCUGCCUCCCAGCAGUCCCAAGCCAAUAUGGAUUACCUGAAGAACAUUGGAGAAGGGGUGGCAGCCAUGCUUAGCCCACUGGGUAUCGAUGUGGAUAUUGAUGUGGAGCUGGAGGCAAAGAGGACCAAGGUGAUGACCCCCAAUCCGUCCCCACCUGGGUCAGGAGGCCCCCCCAGUGCUAGGAGCAACAACGGGACAGGGGUGUCCGAGGGAGAUGGGACUAAAGAGGGGGACAUGGUGGUGGACGGGCUUAGCAGCCUAGGGAGCGCGAGUGAUUUAGCUACGGGUGGUAAAGACCCAGGGGGCAGUGGUGACGAUGAGUGGACCCACCUGACCUCCAAGGAGGUGGAUCCCUCUACAGGUGAGCUCCAGUCUCUCAGGGUAGGCGAGGAGGGCUCUCUGGAAGCCCCGGGGUCCCCUACUGUCCCCCAGGGUCCCUCACAGGAACCACAGAAGUCCCUCACUCUCGCUGAGGCCGCAGCCUACCCCCACCUUCCUCAAGAUGCCGACCCACGCUUGGUGGAGUCCCUGUCCCAGAUGCUGGCCAUGGGCUUCACAGAUGAGGGUGGCUGGCUCACCCGCCUCCUCCACACUAAGGACUGUGAUGUCGGGGCCGCCCUGGACACCAUCCACUACGCCAAACCCGCCAAGAAGUAACAGGGCCCCAACACCGUACCCUGAGGGACACCUACAUCUCCCUAUGAUAGCCACUUCACCAAUACUGCCUUCUCUUCCGUCCCUCUCAUUCACCUCUGGCACUUGCAGUUACUCACACAAUAAGUCUAUUAGAUCUGAAUAUAAUUCUUGCGAUUUUUAAAUGUUAUGGUUGUACCGACAUUGAAUUACAGUAUAAAGGGUUUACUAGUCAAUAUUUAUCCAAAUGGAAAUAUAUAUUUCUAUAACCUCUUAAACUCUUUUCAAUGGGAUGUCAUUUAACUGAAAGUGUUAAAUUGGAUUGAUAAAAACAGUUAAUCUUAACUAACAUAUGUCAGUGUUCACUCAAUAGCAAGUAUCAUCUAUUGAGUUUGAUUAAUCAAGUAACUGUUCUACCACGUAUCAUGUAAGAGUUAAUACCAGAAGUAAUACAUGUUCAUUACCAGUGUCAACAGAACCAGGUGAAAGGUGUGAAUAAUUAUUGUCUAACAUUGAAAACAUUUCUCUCCUUUCAAAACCAAAUAAAAUACUUCUGCAAAGAAA
Molecule: messenger RNA, 2074 nt
Organism: Oncorhynchus keta (chum salmon)
Lineage: Eukaryota; Metazoa; Chordata; Actinopteri; Salmoniformes; Salmonidae
Product: sequestosome-1-like
Exons: 7
Coding region: 140-1534 (464 amino acids)
Biological process (GO): aggrephagy; mitophagy; endosome organization
Cellular component (GO): amphisome; aggresome
Molecular function (GO): K63-linked polyubiquitin modification-dependent protein binding; zinc ion binding; protein kinase C binding
Source: RefSeq, a predicted model, not a curated record